Archocentrus centrarchus (flier cichlid) is the source of this 2263-nucleotide messenger RNA. It is a transcript of the gene wdr21, whose product is annotated as WD repeat domain 21. Gene Ontology annotation, molecular function: protein binding. Gene Ontology annotation, cellular component: Cul4-RING E3 ubiquitin ligase complex. The record is from RefSeq and is a predicted model, not a curated record. The transcript has 13 exons. NCBI's taxonomy places the organism in Eukaryota, Metazoa, Chordata, Actinopteri, Cichliformes, Cichlidae. The coding region runs from base 327 to 1838 and encodes 503 amino acids.
GUGGAGGCGGGGACAACAUGGCUGGAAGUUACACACCGCGGUUAGCUAGCUAACGAGGUUUAAUAAUUGUCACAUUGUUGCCACGUUAUUAAGAAAAUAAACCCAGCUUAGUGUUAACUGUGAGUGCGCUUAUCGACUUGUAAAUACGUUGCUUACAUUAAUCGCUGAUAAAUGUCCAGAAAACCUGCUAAGCGCGUGAAGAAAGAUAUGCGGCUAACGUUAGCCCAGCAGCGUUAAUGGUAACCUGCCUGUAAACACCUGGACAGGCGAACACAGGAAGCGACGUGCUGUUAGGAUCCUUUUACUUCGAGACCCGAACAUAAGAAAUGAGGAAGUGGACCUGGCGAGAAGGACAGCAGCCGCACACACGACAAGCUGCUGGGCAGCGCCGUGGAUGGCACAGAGGAAACCGACGGCAGUGGUAUGAACGUGACAAUCCAGGGCCAUCACAGAGGCAACGUGAUAGCCAGCCUGCCUCACAGUCCUCAUCUUCCUCGUCUUCUUCUAAGGCUAGCAGUGCUGCGCCAGAGCUGCCAGGUUUUUACUUUGACCCCGAGAAAAACCGUUACUUCCGGCUAUUGCCCGGACACAACAACUGUAACCCACUGACCAGAGAGCAGCUCCAACAGAAAGAAAGGGAGAAGGAGAGGCACAAGAUGCUGGCAGAAGAUGAAAAAACAAGAAAAAAGGCACCAAGAAGAGGACUGAACACUUCGCUGCUUCUUCAGAAAAGACACCUAGGUCUAUUACCUGAGCAUUCCUAUUGCAGGCUCGUCCAUGAGGUGAAGGUCAGUGGAAUGAGACGCCACAAACUAGAGAUCCAGAGCACAGACAGCAGCAUCUCGAACACCGACAACUUCAGACUCAUAGUGGGGGAUUCGGCGUGCGAGCGAGUGUUCACAGUCAACGAUGUCUCUCAUGGCGGCUGCAAGUACGGCAUCAUGAACUUCAGCAGCAGCAGUCGGGGGUCUCUGUCUGUGGAAAUGUGCGAUAACCUCUACUUCACAAAUCGUAAGGUUAAUUCCAUCUGCUGGGCUUCAGUAAAUUACCCUGAUUCUCAUGUUCUGCUGUGUCUGGUGGGAGUAGCAGACACUCCUGGCUGUGUGAGUUUACUUCCUGCUUCCCUCUUCAGCAACUCCAACCCAGAUCAGCCUGGGAUGCUGUGUAGCUUUAAGAUAUCCACAGCCUGGUCUUGUGCUUGGUGUCUCAAUCCCCAGUUUGACAAGACCUUCAGCACUGGCCUGUCUCGUAGAGUGAUUGUGAAGGAUGCAGAGACAGGCCGAACGCAGACGUACAGCGUCGGCAGCGAUGUCUUGGCUCAGCAGUUUGCCCUUAGGGUUCCUGUCCUGUUUAACGGCUGCAGAUCGGGGGAGAUCUUCAGCAUCGAUCUCCGGCAGCGCGGCCGCAGGGAUCACAGCUGGAAGGCCAGUCGCUUCCAUCAAGAGUCAGCCAUCACCUCUGUACGCGUCCUGCAGGAUGAGAACUACCUGCUGGCUGCUGACAUGCUGGGCCAGAUUAAGUUGUGGGAUGUACGAGUCGCAAAGCCAGUACAAGAGUAUAAAGGACAUCACAAUGAGCAUGCCUACCUUCCCAUCCAUGUCAAUGAGCGUGAAGGGCUUUUGCUGGCAGUGGGUCAGGAUUGCUACACAAGGUUAUGGAGCCUGAAGGACGGUCAUCUACUAAGAACCAUCCCAUCACCCCACCCUGCUGCAAACGACUUGAUCCCAAGUGUCGUUUUUUCAUCUAACCUGGGCGGCUGCAGGGGGCUCCCCGGGCUGCUCAUGGCUGUCAAACACGACCUUUAUUACUUCCCAUAUAACAUCGACUACCAGGAAUGAGGAGAGCUGACGCCAGCUGUAUCAGCUGUAUAUUUGAAAGAGUGUGGCUUGGUAAAGAUGCUGUGUGACAGCCAGUUGUACUAAAUUUGGACUGAAAAGAUGACCUCAAAAAAAAAAACUGCUUUUAAAUCUCAGGGGAAAUACAUUUUUAUCUUUUUUUUUUGGUGCCAAAAGGAAAUGGAAGUGCUGCAUUCACAUAUGCACACCCAGUACUCUUUUCAGAAGUGCACUUAUUUUAAACAUGACUAACCUUGAUUGUUACGGGAAUUGAGGGUGCUGAGGAGUGAAACUGGAAAAUGAAGAUACUGAGUUUGUAUUGUAAUUCAAAUGUUUUCUAAUCUUUGUUGACUCCCAGUAAAUUUAAUAAAAAAUGGUAACCUGUGGCAUUGUAUUUGACACACACACACACACAUUAAGUCUCCACU